Durusdinium trenchii is the source of this 2085-nucleotide messenger RNA. The record is from the annotation of a GenBank genome assembly. Lineage: Eukaryota; Dinophyceae; Suessiales; Symbiodiniaceae.
AUGUUUCGCCACGUCCAUCGAACCACCUCACUCCGCCCACUUCAGCCUCCGAACACCUCCGCCCUGCAGGUCUGCGAUGCCUUGCAACCGGCGCGCGACGGGGGCUACCGCGCCGAGGGUGCCGCCAAGGCGCGGGAUGCGGUGCAAUGCUGGCGCGAACGCUUGAGCAAGCAGAAGGAGCAACAGGGUGGAGCGCUGCCGAAGGACUGCGGCGUCCCCGCGAAGCUGAAGAAUCCCUGGGACAUCCGUCAGAUUCGCGCGGAGUCCGUGGGGGCGCUGAUCCAGUUGGACUGCCUCGUGGUGAAUCUCUCUCAGGUGAAGCCGAAGGUGGAGGUGGUCACCUACCACUGCGAGACCUGUGGCUCUGAGAUCUUUCAAUCGGUGGAAGGCGAAAACUACACUCCGCCGAAGGAAUGCCCAUCCCAGAAAUGCCGGGACAACAAGCAGUCAGGCAACCUCCGGUGCAACAUUCGAACUUCGGCCUUUACCAAGCAUCAGGAGAUGAAGGUCCAAGAGAUGUCGGACCAUGUGCCUCAAGGAGGCGUACCCAGGUCCAUCUCUGUGCUGUUGGAGGGGGACUUAACACGUCAGGUCCUGGCGGGUGAUGCCAUCACCUUGACCGGCGUCUACUACCCUCACAGCUUGCCCUACUUCCAAAAGAUGAAGAUGCGCACGCCCACCACACAGAGGAUGUUCAUCGAGGCUCACCACAUCCAGAAGCACAAGAAGGGCUACAGUGAGACUGCUGUGGAUGAGGAUGUCAUGGAGCACAAGAUCCAAGAGGCCCUGCAGCACUCGGGAUUGUACGAGCACGCCGCCAAGUCCAUCGCACCGGAGAUUUUCGGACAUGAGGAUGUCAAGAAGGCAUUGUUGCUGGUGCUCAUCGGCUCCUACACCAAGCAGAUGCAGGAUGGCCUGAAAAUCCGUGGGGACAUCCACACCUUGAUGAUGGGAGACCCUGGAGUGGCCAAGAGCCAGUUGCUGAAGCAGGUUUGUGCCAUUGCUCCCAGGUCGGUCUACACCACCGGCAAGGGCUCCACCGGUGUCGGUUUGACUGCCACGGUGAACCGCGACAACGCCACGGGCGAGGUCACACUGGAAGGUGGCUCGUUGGUGCUGGCGGACAUGGGAGUUUGCUGCAUCGAUGAGUUCGACAAGAUGGAGGAGGGUGAUCGAACAGCGAUCCACGAGGUCAUGGAGCAGCAGACGGUCUCCAUUGCCAAAGCGGGCAUCACUACGACGCUGAACUGCCGGACCACCAUUUUGGCAGCGGCCAAUCCCGUCUACGGCCGCUACAACCCCUACAAGUCGCCAGUGGUGCCCUGGGAGAAUAUCGACCUGCCCGCCGCCUUGCUUUCCCGCUUCGAUUUGGUCUUCCUUCUGUUGGACACUGUAGACUGUGACAAGGACAAGCAGCUGGCGGAGCAUGUCACCAAGGUGCACAGCGCUUACGAGAAGAAGGAGAUCGAGGGUGGCAUGGAGCUCGAAGACUCCGAUGUCCUUGGUUUGGGCUUCAAGCCUUACAACCACAAGUUCAUGCGUGCCUUCGUGAGGAAGGCCCGAAGCUAUGAGCCUGUCCUGGACGAUGCGUUGCGCAAUGACAUCGCUGAUGCCUAUGUUGCCAUGCGUGCCAUGGCAGAUGACAUGGGCGAUGACGAGAAGCGUGACGGGAUCCAGGAGAAGAAGUCUUACACCACACCACGCACGCUCUUGGCCAUCAUGCGGCUCUCACAGGCGCAUGCCCGCGCGCGCUUCUCGAACCGCGUGGAGCGUCAAGACUUCGACGAGGCCAUGCGCCUCAUGAAGGCCUCCAAGGACGAGCGACGAACUCGACGAACGAUCCUGGCUGACUUGAGCCGCCGGGACUCGGUGAAGGACGGCUGGGUGGAUGUGACGCACGUGGUCAGCAUGGCCGGCCACAAGGCUUUGACCAAGGAGCUGGUGAUGGAAGGCAUUGAGAGCUGGCAGAGCUUGGGCGUGGCUACUUGCCUGAGAUCCAAAUUGAGGGACCUGGGCGGUCGACGCAAAGAUGGUGCCCCAUGCCGUUGGUGUUUGACUUCUCCUGAGUUUGAUGGUGUGAGCUGA